CCAUCACCCAAAUGGCCGAGACCUCACUCGAUCACCAACAGCCUCUCCCCUCCGUCGAUCUCCUCUGCUUCAUCUACAGCUCCGGAACGACUUCACCGAGGCCCAAGUUGAUACCUUACUUCGAUUCCAAGCUUUCAAAAGCGGCUUCCUCUAUAGCUCACCAAGGCGGUGCUGCAAUUGUGAGAAGGUUGUUUCCUCCAAGGCCUUCAGUGGAUAGGAUACUGUUUUUUCUAUAUGGUGAUAAUGUAACAACUACUAAGGGUGGUGCUAAGGUCAUGGCUGCUUCUACAUACCCUUUGCAGGGUGGUGGUGCAAAUUGGUCUCAGUUGAAAUUUAUAGUUAGUCCAAGCCCAAGGGAAGUCUUUCUUGGGUCCAAUGUUGAUCACCAAAUGUACUGCCAUCUGCUUUGUGGCAUUAGCAACUGUGAUGUACUUGAUGCGAUUCGAGCUCCUUAUGCAGUAGGCCUGAUCAAAGCGUUUAGAAUGUUGGAGGGGAAGUGGGAGCAGAUAUGUCGUGAUCUUGAAGAGGGGUUUCCGAGUUUGGAGGUUUCUGAUAGAGCAAUGAGGAAGGCUGUUAUUGAGGUUCUUGGUGGGCCUCAGAAGAAAUUGGCUGAGAGACAACUGAAAAGUUUCCAGCUUGUGCUUGAAAAUGCGAUGACAACUGAGAUUACAGAAUUUGCGAGUUUCUUGGAUAAGGAGUUGAGCCCUAAACAGUUGAGGGUGUUUAUAGAAGCUAGAGAGGAAAGCAGGCUUGGGCAGGAAGAGUUAGUUGUAGCUCUAAGGAGGUGUUAUUCCUCCCUGGAAGAUGGUUUGGGAAGCAUUUACAAGGUUCAGAGGGACAGAGGUGAAGCAGGUCCUUUGAUUUUAUCUGUUGUAAAGCCUGGAAGCUUUGAUAGACUAUCACAAGUGGCCAUCGCCAACGGAGCAUCAGCUGGUCAGUAUAAGCCGCCCAAGAUCAUAAGAAAUCCUGAGAUUGUUCAUUUCCUUGAAGGAUCUACUCUAGUAACCAUAUCUUGAAAGCUCUCGGCAAGAUUUACAUGUAUGAUAUUCUCAUCUUGACCCCAAAUUUAUUCAAAUUCUCCUUGUAGUAAUUGUAUUUACUACAGAAUAAAUCUUUGUAAUAGAAUAUAUAUUUGCAUGUUUUUUUUUUGAGUGAUCAGAUAAUCUGCAACUGCAAGUCUCUGAACUCAUCUACUUCCUGGUUUAUUGU
Molecule: messenger RNA, 1209 nt
Organism: Argentina anserina (silverweed cinquefoil)
Lineage: Eukaryota; Viridiplantae; Streptophyta; Magnoliopsida; Rosales; Rosaceae
Product: probable indole-3-acetic acid-amido synthetase GH3.6
Cellular component (GO): cytoplasm
Molecular function (GO): acid-amino acid ligase activity
Source: RefSeq, a predicted model, not a curated record